AUGACGGACCUGCUCCAGCUUUUGCCAGACUUCCCCGUGAGGCAGUUUGCCGGGCUGGUGCAGACUCUGGAACGACAUCAUAUCUCUACCACCGAGCUUCUUACUCUGGACAUUGUCGACAUAGGCAAGCGCACUCAGCUGCCGCUCCUCGACGUCAAGAGACUAUGUGCGGCAGUCGUUGACGCCCUUCACCACGACUUCGGCCCCUCUCACCGGGAUGCUGAGGACGAGGACGACGCCCCUCUCAGGCGAACACUCACAGACCUGGAAAACCAAUGGUCUACCAUCAGCACUCUCGACGAGGACUUGGAUCUUGCAUUGGGAGGAGGUGUUCCGACAGGGUACGUGACCGAGAUCACGGGCGAGAGCGGCGUGGGGAAAACGCAGUUCUUGUUGUCACUACUGCUGGCUGUUCAGCUUCCACCGCCUUAUGGACUCGGUCGCCCGGCCUUGUAUAUCACAACGGAGGCUCAGCUGUCUACCCGACGGCUUUCACAGAUACUGUCAGCAAAUUCUCGAUUUGCACAUCUUCCGCUGGAAGAACGGCCAUCCUUCGACGCCAUCUCAAGCACAUUAACACCCGAUCUUGAGUCGCAAGAGCACAUCCUUCAGUUCCAGGUGCCAGUGGAAGUAGAGAGACGCAACAUCGGACUUAUCGUUCUGGACUCGGUGGCCUCCAACUACCGCGCCGAGUUCGAAAGGGGGGCUGUCAGCAAUCAGGGCUCGAACAUGGGAGCCCGCAGCAACGAGUUGACACGGCUGGGUGCCUUGCUUAGAGAGCUGGCUCAGAAGUAUAACCUGGCUGUUGUGGUGUCCAACCAGGUCGCGGACCGAUUCUCCAGCCCGGUUGCAGUGUCCAGGAUGCCGGCUCCAAGCAGUCACGUGGGGUUUACUCAAGAGAGCCCAUUGGCAUCGAGAAGCAGAGGUCCGCCGGCAACCUUCUCUCCGUCCGCCAUGGAACCGACCUCAUCCAUGGCCGAGCAGCUCCGUUCCAGUAUGCCGGAACCUCCAGGCCUGAAUGAAGUUGGACCACCAGCCCUCCCCGCGCUGGCACUGGAUCAUCAGCAGCGCUGGUUUACAGGGUGGGGUGACGAUCCGAUGGCUGAUUUCGGGCUCAAGACACCGAGUUUGGGGCUGGUGUGGUCCACGCAGAUCGCAUGUCGCAUUGCCCUUUUCAAGAAGCCUGUUUACGGAGUUCAUCGACACGUGGAUGAUGAGGGUGAAGGCGGAGGAGUGCCAGCGCUCAAGAACUGGCGACGAUGGAUGAAGAUAGUAUUCGCUCCGCAUGCCAAGGCUACAGGACAAGGAUUGGACAGCGCUGUCGAGUUUGCGGUGACUAUGGCCGGACUGAAGGCAACGACACGAAGUAUCAACAAUAUUUCCGUCACAAGCUUGGGUUAUGUCAUGUUCGGGCACACAAUGAGGUACGACUACCUCUUCAAGCUUCUCCUCAUCGGUGACUCCGGUGUUGGAAAGUCUUGCUUGCUUUUGCGAUUCGCCGACGACACCUACACUGAGUCCUACAUCUCCACCAUCGGUGUUGACUUUAAAAUCCGCACGAUAGAGCUGGACGGAAAGACGGUGAAGCUGCAGAUCUGGGAUACUGCUGGCCAGGAGCGUUUCCGCACCAUCACCUCCUCCUACUACCGUGGUGCCCACGGCAUCUGCGUCGUCUACGAUGUCACCGACAUGGACUCCUUCAACAACGUGAAGCAGUGGCUUCAGGAGAUCGACAGAUAUGCCACUGAGGGCGUCAACAAGCUGCUCGUCGGCAACAAGAGCGAUAUGUCCGACAAGAAGGUUGUCGAGUACACCGUUGCCAAGGAGUUCGCCGACAGCUUGGGCAUCCCGUUCCUCGAGACCUCUGCCAAGAACGCCAGCAACGUUGAGCAGGCUUUCCUCACCAUGGCCCGCCAGAUCAAGGAGCGCAUGGGCAGCACGACCGCGAACAACACGAAACCCAGUGUGCAGGUCGGACCCGGACACGGCGUCUCUUCGAACUCCGGCGGCGGCUGCUGCUAA
Messenger RNA from Colletotrichum karsti, 2022 nucleotides. RefSeq names its product GTP-binding protein ypt1. NCBI's taxonomy places the organism in Eukaryota, Fungi, Ascomycota, Sordariomycetes, Glomerellales, Glomerellaceae. Bases 1 to 2022 code for a protein of 673 amino acids. Gene Ontology annotation, molecular function: GTPase activity; GTP binding; ATP hydrolysis activity. The transcript is spliced from 6 exons. The record is from RefSeq and is a predicted model, not a curated record. Gene Ontology annotation, biological process: DNA repair.